UGUUUCUUCUCGCAAGACACAGCUAAAAGUAACUCACGAAGUUGAAGUAGAAGUAGAAGAAGAAGAAGAAGAAGAAUUUGAAAAUGGCGGCAACGGCUGCACUUCAAAGCUCAAUGAUGUCUCUUUCUAUCUCCUCCAACUCCUUCUUUGGCCAACGCCUCUCCUUUCCCCCUCUCUCCCCUGUCACUGUCAAGCCAACGGACAAGCCAUGUCUCAUUGUAGCAAAGCUUAAGCACUGGGAGCGAAAAGAAUGUAAACCAAACAGUCUUCCGGUUUUACACAAAAUGCAUGUUAAGGUAGGAGAUAUGGUUAAAGUCAUAGCUGGAAAUGAUAAAGGUAAAAUUGGAGAGAUUACCAAGGUGUUUAAGCAUAACAGCACAGUAAUAGUCAAAGAUAUGAACCUCAAGACAAAGCAUGUGAAGAAAGGAGAAGAGGACGAACAAGGGCAGAUUAUUAAGAUUGAAGCACCGAUUCACAGCUCGAAUGUGAUGCUGUAUUCAAAGGAACAAGAUGUAGCAAGCCGUGUGGGUCAUAAAGUCCUUGACGAUGGAACACGAGUUCGCUACCUUAUAAAAACUGGAGAGAUAAUUGACAGUGCAGAAAACUGGAAUAAACUGAAGGAAGCCAAAAGCAAAGAGAAAACUGAAGUAGCUGCUGCUUCAUGAGAGUCCCUGCACCUGACUUCCUCUGUAAUGUAGCUUCAGAAAAUCUAAACAUAUUUGUCAUUAGUCUGAUCAUUUCCGGUAUGGUUUCUGGGUUGAUUCUUAGUUGGCCAAGUGAUUUUUUGGUUCCUUCUUGUUCUGGUGGCAAAACAAAACAUGAUUUUGCAGCCUAAGUUGUUUUGUAUUGCACUUUAAGAUUUCUUUCCCUGAAAUUGAAAGUCUGCAGACUGUUAGAUUU
Molecule: messenger RNA, 900 nt
Organism: Mangifera indica (mango)
Lineage: Eukaryota; Viridiplantae; Streptophyta; Magnoliopsida; Sapindales; Anacardiaceae
Product: 50S ribosomal protein L24, chloroplastic
Exons: 4
Coding region: 84-665 (193 amino acids)
Biological process (GO): translation
Cellular component (GO): ribosome; mitochondrion
Molecular function (GO): RNA binding; structural constituent of ribosome
Source: RefSeq, a predicted model, not a curated record